AUGUUUGGCCGCCGUGUCUUUGCCAGCGCCGGUGUACCGCGCCACAUGUGGGCCCCUCUUCACAUUCAAAGCAAUCGGCAGGCACAACGCGUCCUUCCGUCGCUCGCAUCGCUGGCGUCGCACUCGGCGGCUGGUCAUAUUUCUUCCGUCGCCGCGGUGCUGAGUGCGCCGCAGUUGAUGAGUGUCAUGGAGCCGCUUUAUGGCGAUGAGGAUCCGCUCCUUUGCGCGGCAUCGAUCGCGUGUCACCGCGGCUGCCUUACCUCUCUCGCGAAUUUAUGGUGUAUGCCUUUGAGGACCAUAGUGUGCACACUAGAUAAUAAACUACAACAUGCUUUCUUAAGCACCAUAUCGACUGUUGAUUUGGGCGUGAGGGAGGGGAGCGGGGGGAGGGCAUUGUUCGUGGUGAGAUGA
Trypanosoma cruzi is the source of this 411-nucleotide messenger RNA. RefSeq lists its product as uncharacterized. The transcript has a single exon. Bases 1 to 411 code for a protein of 136 amino acids. Lineage: Eukaryota; Euglenozoa; Kinetoplastea; Trypanosomatida; Trypanosomatidae. The record is from RefSeq and is a predicted model, not a curated record.